This is a messenger RNA of Stegodyphus dumicola, 4952 nucleotides long. Its product is annotated as follistatin-related protein 5-like. NCBI's taxonomy places the organism in Eukaryota, Metazoa, Arthropoda, Arachnida, Araneae, Eresidae. The record is from RefSeq and is a predicted model, not a curated record. Gene Ontology annotation, biological process: homophilic cell-cell adhesion; synapse organization. Gene Ontology annotation, cellular component: axon; neuronal cell body; plasma membrane. Gene Ontology annotation, molecular function: protein binding; calcium ion binding; axon guidance receptor activity.
AAGUCCUUCCAAGUGGUAGUUGCAGUCGUUCUACAUGCGGCCGGUGGCGGGAAUGUGAGGUGAAUUCAGAAGGGGAGGCCAUCUGUACGUGUCACAAGUACUGCAAGAGGAGGAAGAAGCCCGUCUGUGGAACGGAUGGACGCUACUACGCCAAUCAUUGUGAAUUGCACAGGGAAGCCUGCCUCACAGACACGCCCAUUGCCAUCGAUCACAAAAGACUGUGUCUCAAGAAGAGAUUUCUUGAAACGACAACUACUGAUAUUGAAACCUCGGCUGAUGAUCUCUCUACCAACACCUCCCCUACAAUUACAACCACUGCCACAGACCGCCGCACAGACGAGACUUCUUCCUGGACCAAUCUCCCACAGCCCGAACCCCGCACCAUCAGCUCGUCCAAUCCAGGUAGCACGAGCUUCCCAGUGACUACUUUGGCAGACCACGUCGACGUCGGAUCUGAACUACCUCCGCAAAGGGAAUGUAGCCAGCAGGAAUAUGAUUUCAUGAAAGAGAAUCUACUUCUAUUCAACAAUGCUAAACUGUCGGAUACUAAAAAACCAGGUAACGAGUACCUCGUCAGUAUUAUGUUCUCGCACUAUGAUCAAAACAACAAUGGACAGCUGGAGGCUGAAGAACUUUGGCAAGCAGCAGAGAAAGACCACUUAGGACAAUUAUCUUCUUCUUGCAUUCUGGCAGACAUGCUGCUCUUUGAUGACACAGAUCGAGAUGGAACGAUGACCAUCAAUGAAUUCUAUCUCGCAUUCAGUAAGUUGGACAGUGUCUCUGUAGUAUCUCUGGACAAAGCAUUGGAAGUGAAUCACGUGACUGCUAGAGUAGGCGAUAACGUAGAAAUCAAAUGUGAUGUCACCGGCACCCCGCCUCCACCUAUCGUAUGGCGAAGGAACGAUAUGGAUUUAGCGUCUCUGAAUGAAGAUGAAAUCAAAGUGUUUGUGGAUGGAUCGCUGUAUCUGACGAAUGUGCAACUGAUACAUGGCGGGAACUACACGUGCCAUGCGCAGCACAAUCGUGAUGUGGUACAAACUCAUGUACUGCACGUGCAUACCAUACCCGAGGUACAUGUCAUUCCAAAGCUGCAAUCUCGAGCUCCAGGAGAGCUUGCAGAGAUGGAAUGUCAUGUGAUAGGCGUGCCUACCCCGGCCGUCUCCUGGCUCAAGAAUGACGAGGAGCUCAAACUGAUGUCGGACAAGUACACCAUAGUUGGCAAUGGAACUGCCCUACUUGUUGGAAAGAUCACUUAUAGUGACACGGGAGCGUAUAUGUGUGUGGCCAGUAAUCCUGCUGGCAUGACGAGGGACAUCACUUCCCUCAUCGUACAAGAUCAACCAACACCAACCGCCCCAUCCGAAGAGCGCAGGUUCUUUGUAUUCCACGAUUGGGGUGUGUCCGUCUUCGACCCCGACAACUGUCGGCUAUACCACCAGAUACAGAGCACGGACGUCAUUCCCGGGACGCAGGAAUACGUGUGCGGCGACCGGGGCAUCAACUGCUCCUGGGGGCAUGCCAUCAACGUGGCUGACCGGUACGUCUACGUGACGCAGCCCACCAAGGAUCGAGUGCUCAUUAUUUCCAGGGUCCAGAUGGUCGUCGUGGACGUUGUGGUAACGGACAAAGUGCCUGUAGAUAUUCAUUAUGUUCCUCACCUGGACCAAGUAUGGAUUUUGUGCUGGAGGGGCAAACAAGAUCGUGGAACGAAGACAAUUCAAAUCAUACGAGACGCAAGCCAGAAGAAGAAACAUCAUACUGUUCACCCAGAACCCGUGGAUGGCCACUUUGAUCUAGUGAGUGGCCUUUUCAUUCCCCCCACUCAAGAUUUAGGCCAUGGAUGGAAAUACGGAUAUGUUGUCCACACUAAUCAAAGAGGAAUGUACAAGUUAGACUUACAAGCCAUGAAAUAUAUAAAGACUGUUGACCUCACACCGUACAACUGUGCUCCAAAAACAGCUGAUUUCUCCACACUAGGAGGUUUUGCUAUACUGGAAUGCAGGGAGCCCAUAACUGGCCGUCCCACUGGGCAAGUUGUACUGGAUUAUUUGACAGACACUGUAGUGGCACACAAAACGGCACUUUUUGGACGCCCUUACGUAUCCCCAGAUUCCAGGCAUGUCGUAACAUUAGAAAGAGGCAAUAACAGUGUGGUCAUAGUGGCACAGCAGAUCACUGAAAAUGGUUUAAGAUUCCUGUUCGAUGUUAAGACCACCCUUCAGAUAGGAGACAUCACCUUCUUCCCUUCUCGAACAACUCAUAAUUAUGACCUGUAUGCCAGCUCUUCCACCAAAGAGGAUAUUCUUUUUGUGAAUCUGGCUGAUGGCAAAGUGGAAAUGAUUACUGGCAUCGGCCGCUCCAUGGAUCCGGUGGUCGCAGAAUGGGGCAACACCAACCGUCCCAUUUCCAGUGCAGGGGUCUUCGGAACCUACAUGGUGACCACUGCCAAUGAAGCUAUAUUUGUUGUCAAUGGGAAAACCAGGACCGUGAACUGUGAAAUAGGAAGCACGGUCCAUCCCAGAAUGGUAGUAUGGGCAAAAGCACCUUGAAAUAAAUUGAGACUUUGGCCCGGCUCUUUGUAAAUGACCACGCCGACCGUCGGGAGACAAACCGACAACACCUUAGCCUUGCAGUACGGCUUUAAUGCACACAGAUGAAAGACAAUUAUAGUUGAAUGCCUUGAUAAUAUAUGCAAAUCUAGAUUUAUUCCCUUUAAAUAUUUUUCUUAAGUUAAAAAUCACGUUUACAUGAUGAACGAGUACAUGACAAAAUAGUUCUAAUUUUCAAUUGUGCAAAUUUGUAUCCAUUGUGUAAAUACAAAUCUUAAAUAUCUCACUGUCUUGGGAAAUUUAAAGUGAUUUCUACUUUUAGAAUAACACUAAUGAGAAAGACCCCUUCCACUAAAAUUAAAAACUAAAUUUCUCUAUUUAUCUGUAAAUUUUCAAGUUUAAGAUGUUUCAACCUACUCUUAAGCAAUGCAAAGUCCAUUUUCAGCUGCUGCCAAAGCUGCUGUGUAAAGUUAAGGUGUUGGGAAGUGCAGAAAAUGGUUCUGCGCUCAGAAAGAGCAAGUUCUCAUUCCUGUCACAUGAUUCUUUCUCUCGUCCCAUGCAAAAGAAAAACAAAAAGCACUUUGCACCUCGGCUCAUUCUGCAAUGGCAUAUGUUGUCAGCUUUGUGAAUACAUUUACAGAGAAAAUACGUGCAUCUUGAAAAUGGUGUAUACCAGCUAUUUAAGAAUUAUGCAAAUGCAUAAAAACCCUAUACUAAAUACAAAAUAUUAUUAAAUAAUUCAACUAAUUUAAAAAGUGGACUUUUGAUUCGGGGUUUAUUAGAACUGACGCUCUGCUAUUUGCUUGCAUGAGCCGAAACCACUUUUGCUACAAUGAAUGUUGCACCCAAAGCUUCUGCCAACUCUGUUAAUUAAAGCUACAUUCAAGCAGCCUAAUUCCUUUUGUUUAUUCAAAAUUAUUUACUAACAAAUCAUAGUGCUUACAUAUUAGUGAAACUACCUCAGUGCAGCUUGACGAUUAUUUGCAUAAGAAAAAAAAUUGAUGCAAUAAUUUAUUUAUAAUUGCAAUUUAUUAUAAAUUUAUUUAUUUUAGCAUUUACCUCUAUAUUCUAAAAUGUAAAAUGUUUUAUAUUUUAAUUAGGUAUUUAACAUGAAAAUUAAUUAUUACAUCUACUUAUUAGUAGACUUUUGCUUCUUUUGCUCCAAAGGGAAUUUCAAUUUUUAAAAACAGACCGAAAGAUUCUAUUUUCGUUAAUGAUUUUGUGGCAAAAUUCUUACCUUAUGUGGAAAAUUUACCACAGUUUUUUCUAUCAAAGGCAAAACCUGCAAACACAUAUUUCGAAAUUUUCGAAAUUGAUUUUUAAGAUAAAAAUAUCACAAUUUGUUAGAUAUUUUUUAAUAAUAAAAAAAAAUCUAAAUUUGUGGGUUUAUUUUAGAAACUGUUGGAACUCCAAAUGCAACAAGUAGAACACAUAUGAAGAUGGCAACAUUGUUUAUAAAAAUUAAUCAAUUAUCAGGUGCAUGGUUGCCAGAGUAAAGCAGAUUCUGAAAAUUUGAUGACUUCUCCUAAGGUAGUUGUGCUAAUGUGUAAGUACCCAAAUUAUAAUUAUUACAAAUAAAUCAAAAUUUUAUAAAAAUACAGUGUUAAAUGUUUAGCUUCUACUUUUCCUCUGAUCAUUGCCUUUGGAAUAUUUGGAUCAGAUAAGUAGGUACACAAACAAUUUAAAAAUUCGUUUACAACUGAACUAAAAUUUUAGAAGUCAUAGAAAUUAGCACUUAUUAUUAUAAAAAAUUCUAAUAACAUUUAUUGGAAAACUGGUGACCCUUUGAGCUGAAUGUAGCUUUGAGAAAUUCUCAGCAUUUUUGCACAUACUAUCCAUGUAUAAUGUCUGAUGUACAUGCAUUAUUGUUCUAAUACUUAUAAAAUCGUUGUAUAGCAUUUACCUCUAUUUUCUCAAGGAUAGAAAUAGGUUUAUUAAUAUGAAAAUAAUCAAGUAUGCAAAUUAUUUCUUGAUUAAAAAAAGGAAAAAAAAGAAAAGUAAUUUAAUCAAAGAAAUAUCCAAAGUUUCAAAAAUUCAACAAGUAUUUAUGUUUCCAUGUUUAAAAAAGCUUUAAAUUCUAAGAAUAUCUCAUGUCAUAAUUUUAUUAUUCAGUUUUGCAUAAUAUGGAUUCUGAGUAAAUAUUAUUCAAAUACCUUUUCACAAGAUUACAUAAGUAUGUUUCCAGACAAAAAAACAAUGGCUGAUACCAAUAAUCAAUAUGCUUUCAGAUGCCCGUUUAGAAAUAUGAAUUAAAGUUAAAAAAAUUUCUUCAUGGGAUUCUAAAGUUUAUUCUAAAUUGGUCUUCUUUUACAUGCAUUGCAAAUUUGCAAAAUUUCUAUGCUAGUUUAACUUGAGAAAUAUAUGUUAGAUAUUUUAAUGAAUAAAAUGAAAUUAUUUCCAAUA